UGCCGAAGAAACCCCGCCUUCCUUUCCGCGAUCGCAGGUGCUCCUUUGGUAGUUGGCGGUUGUGCGCGUGAAGAGUUUCUGCGGCGCCGGCUGGAUGUUUGCGGACUGCAGAUGUUCAGUUAUCAGCUUGAGUCCCCGAUGGAGCUGCUGUGAGCAGUGAUCAUCUCUUGGUGCUUUUCAAGAUUUGGUGUCAAUUCAAUGACUAUGGGGAAUCAGUUGGCACCUUUGCCUCCUUUCCUGCCUCACUUGCAGACUCUGCAUGUGGUCGUGGUUGGAUUAGAUACAGCUGGCAAAACAUCUCUACUUUACCGUCUGAAGUUUCAGGAGUUUAUCAAGAGUGCACCUACCAAGGGCUUCAACAUGGAGAAGAUCCGGGUGCCACUGGGAGGCUCUCGCAUCAUCACUUUCCAAGUAUGGGAUGUGGGUGGCCAGGAAAAGCUGCGUCCUCUCUGGAAAUCCUACAUGCGCCGAACAGAUGGAGUUGUUUUUGUGGUAGACUCAGCAGAGAUUGAACGUUUGGAAGAGGCUCGAGUUGAGUUGCACAGAAUUGCCCACUCCUCAGACAACCAGGGAAUCCCUGUGCUUGUGCUGGCCAACAAACAGGAUGUGGCCCAUGCACUCUCUGUACCUGAGGUAGAGAAACACCUUGGCUUACAUGAACUAUACACUUCAACGUUGAGCCACAUCCAUGGUUGCAGUGCCAUCAAUGGACUAGGCCUCCAGCCAGCUCUGGAAAAACUGUAUGAAAUGAUUCUCAAACGCAAAAAACUCCUUCGCAAUAGUAAGAAGAAGCGCUGAGAAAUGUUUCCACCUGGACAAAAGUUAGUAUUCAUUCUAAGCAUGAUUCAUGGCAACUAAUGGACCAACAAGUCUUCAGUUUCUUCCUUGGUGGUUUUUAAUUAUUAGAUUAAUGGGUUGAAUAUCUACACAUUUACCAUGUCCACUUUCCUGUUACCCUAAAGAGAAUGAGCAUCUGUCCAGACUGGAGAGGGAGAAACUUUUUUCAAAGUAGUGGGUUGUGCUGUAUGAGUUCAACAAUCCCUUCAUACUUAAGUUUACUUUUAAAAAAUAUCUUCUUGGGCUCUUUUCAAAGAGUCUUGUUUUUUACAGAAAACAACACUUAAAUUAUUAAACAGAUUGUUUUGCAGACUUGGGCAAGGCAUUCUUGUCAUCUUCAAUAUAUUAGUCAGGCAACUGGAGUAUGGAGGAGCCUACCAGCUUCUUUAGGAAAAAACAAGCAUCAGAUGGUAUUUCCUGGAAAGACCAGCAGCAUUUCACAUUCAGCAAAGCCCUGCUGGACCUCAAGGCACUAUGGAUAUCAUCACCUACUGUUCUCAGCAGUUGCAGAUUACAUGAACAAGAAGAAUGAGAAAAAGGCAGUUGCAGCUGUUUUCUAUUUUCUUGAAUCCUUCACUGUUCUAAUGAGGGCACUCUUUACUUGUUGUUUUUUUUUUAAAAAAAAGAAACGGCCAACUCUCCAAUCUCCUUAAGAGCAGAGUAUGCCUUAUUCCCAGAUAGGCUAAAGCUUUGGCAUAGUUCAUUUUAGAAAUAAAGUAUUGGCUACAGCUUUGCUUGAGAGAAUGAAUUGGCUUUGAAUGCUAUAUUUGGAAAGAAAAGUAAAGGGACAGAAUGGUUCAUGAAGUGAGAGGAUAUGAGUGGCUGUAAAAUUACAGAUAUUUCUUUUCUGAUAAUACUUCCCACUUCUAAGCACAACUACCAGAGGUCUAGAUUCGGUGCUUGGCUUAUGCUUUGACAAGAGUUUGAAUUGAGGCAGAACUUCCAAAUGAACUUUUCAAGGACUAGGUUCCUCUUACACAGUAAAGAGUAAUUUAAAAAAGCAAAGAUUGUUACAGGAAUAAAAUGCAACUGCAUGUGAUUAAUA
Protobothrops mucrosquamatus (brown spotted pit viper) is the source of this 1882-nucleotide messenger RNA. RefSeq names its product ADP ribosylation factor like GTPase 4D (gene ARL4D). NCBI's taxonomy places the organism in Eukaryota, Metazoa, Chordata, Lepidosauria, Squamata, Viperidae. Bases 199 to 798 code for a protein of 199 amino acids. Gene Ontology annotation, molecular function: GTP binding; GTPase activity. The record is from RefSeq and is a predicted model, not a curated record. Gene Ontology annotation, cellular component: cytoplasm. The transcript is spliced from 2 exons. Gene Ontology annotation, biological process: vesicle-mediated transport; intracellular protein transport.